AGCUGGCACUCCAAAACAGCUGUCGCAUCGCGCAUGGGUGACGUGCCGCGCUGGAGAUUCAUCGAUUGAUUUCGUUUUUCGUUUCAGUUUAUUUCGUCGCCAAAGUCAGUCGCGACUGAUGCGACGGAGCCGUGUGUAGUUAUUUAGUUAAGUAGUGUGUGGUGACAAACGUGCAAUAUGGGGUCGUUGUUCAGGAGUGAGGAGAUGACAUUAUGUCAGCUCUUCCUGCAGAGUGAAGCUGCGUAUGCCUGCGUGUCGGAGCUAGGAGAGCUGGGGCUUGUGCAAUUUCGCGAUUUAAAUCCAGACGUCAAUGCCUUCCAACGCAAGUUCGUCAACGAGGUCCGCCGCUGCGACGAGAUGGAGCGCAAGCUCCGCUACCUCGAGAAGGAGAUCCGACGAGACGGGAUCCCCAUGCUGGAGAUCCCAGGGGAGUGCCCUGAGGCUCCUCAACCGAGGGAGAUGAUCGAUCUUGAGGCCACCUUUGAAAAGCUGGAGAACGAGCUGCGCGAGGUCAACCAAAACGCCGAGGCUCUCAAGAGAAAUUACCUCGAGCUCACAGAGCUGAAACACAUCCUCAGAAAGACUCAGGUGUUCUUCGACGAGCACGAGGGCGGGGCCGGUACCACUGAGUCCAUGACGCGGGCGCUGAUAUCCGACGACCAGAACAGAAAUGUCGGUCACGUCCAACUGGGUAUGCGGGAUAAGCAGGAGUCAUUGGAAUUCUUACCGUGCUUCGUCGCUGGCGUGAUCCUUCGUGAACGUAUCCCUGCUUUUGAGCGUAUGCUGUGGCGCGCAUGCCGCGGCAAUGUCUUCCUGCGACAGGCUGAGAUUGACUCGCCUCUUGAGGACCCGUCUUCCUCCGACCAGGUGUACAAGUCUGUCUUCAUCAUCUUCUUCCAAGGCGACCAGCUGAAGACGCGCGUCAAGAAGAUCUGCGAGGGCUUCCGUGCCACACUCUACCCGUGCCCCGAAGCACCCGCGGACCGACGGGAGAUGGCCAUGGGCGUCAUGACACGGAUCGAGGAUCUUAACACGGUCCUCGGCCAGACCCAAGACCACCGUCACCGCGUGCUGGUCGCCGCCGCAAAGAACAUCAAGAACUGGUUCGUCAAAGUCCGCAAGAUCAAGGCCAUCUACCACACCCUGAACCUGUUCAACCUGGAUGUGACGCAGAAGUGUCUGAUCGCCGAGUGCUGGGUGCCGGCUCUUGACCUGGAGACUAUCCAGCUGGCUUUGAGGAGGGGAACGGAACGCUCCGGCAGCUCAGUGCCCCCGAUCCUGAACCGGAUGGAGACCCUCGAGGACCCGCCGACGUACAACCGCACCAACAAGUUCACGUCCGCCUUCCAGAACCUCAUCUACGCGUACGGUGUCGCCACCUACCGCGAGGUCAACCCCGCUCCAUACACCAUCAUCACGUUCCCGUUCCUGUUCGCCGUGAUGUUCGGCGACCUGGGCCACGGCGCUCUGAUGGCCGCCUUCGGGUUCUGGAUGUGCUACAAGGAGAAACCUCUGCAGGCCAAGAAGAUCGACAGCGAGAUCUGGACGAUAUUCUUCGGCGGCCGCUACAUCAUCCUCCUCAUGGGUCUCUUCUCCAUGUACACCGGCCUCAUCUACAACGACAUAUUCUCCAAAAGUCUCAACGUGUUCGGCUCGGCGUGGCGCAACAACUACAACAAGUCCACGCUGCAGGAAAACGCCAUGUUGCAACUCAAUCCGGACUCGUGGGACUACGUUCAGACCCCGUACCCGUUCGGAAUUGAUCCCGUGUGGCAGCUCGCCGAAGCCAACAAGAUUAUCUUCAUGAACGCCUACAAGAUGAAGAUUUCCAUCAUUAUCGGUGUCUUCCACAUGUUGUUCGGUGUCUGCAUGUCGCUCUGGAACCAUCUGUACUUCAAGCGGCGCACCAGCGUGUACGUGGAGUUCGUGCCGCAGAUCGUGUUCCUGGUGCUGCUGUUCUUCUACAUGGUGCUGCUCAUGUUCAUCAAGUGGACCAGCUACGGCUCCACCCCCCCGCACUUCGGCGACCCAGCUUACGUGACAACGAGCGCAUUCUGUGCACCCUCCAUCCUGAUCACGUUCAUCAACAUGAUGCUGUUCAAAGUGGACGCCAACGAUCCUUCGCGGGAGAUGUGCGCCCAGAACAUGACCAUGUAUGCCGGACAACUUGGCUUGCAGAAGUUCUUCGUGGUUGUGGCCCUGCUGUGUGUGCCCGUCAUGCUGCUCGGCAAACCAUACUUCAUCAUGCAGGAGCAGAAGAAACGCGCUCGCGCCGGGCACGUGAGCAUCGAGGCGGGCGCCGAGAACGGCACGGCGGGCGGCGCGCCGCUGCCGGCCGGCGUCCACCACGACGAGGACAUCACCGAAGUCUUCAUUCACCAGGCCAUCCAUACAAUCGAGUACGUCCUGGGCAGCAUCUCGCACACGGCCUCGUACCUCCGCCUGUGGGCUCUCUCCCUCGCACACGCGCAGCUGGCUGAAGUGGCCUGGAACAUGCUGCUCCGGAAAGGUCUGCAGUCUAGCGGGUUCUCGGGCGGCAUCUUCCUGUACGUGGUGUUCGCGGGCUGGGCGGCCAUCUCCGUGUCCAUCCUGGUGCUGAUGGAGGGGCUGUCCGCCUUCCUACACACGCUGCGUCUGCACUGGGUGGAGUUCCAAAGCAAGUUCUACGCGGGCGAGGGCUACCUGUUCCAGCCGUUCUCGUUCGAGGUCAUCCUCGACUCGGCCGGCCAGGGCGAGGAGUAAACACAACCAUCAGGCGAGCAACCGAGAUUACUAUAUGGCUAAUUGACGCACUAUGUAUCUGUUUAAAAUUAUCUUAGUAUAAUAAUAAUCUGCAAUGUUUGAAACGCCCGUCAUUUAUGUGGUCUCCAUGGUAUAAUAUACUACGCCUGGUACUCUCUUCCCGUCUUUUCGUGGUCACGUGACUGACACAAGCCUACGUCAUCAUGCGAGAGCGCUAUAUGAUAGAUAAUAUGCGAUAACGCUAUAUAAAGUGGCAAUGUUAUUGUGACGUAGGCUUGUGUCACUCUGGGAAGAGAAGACCAUGUUUUAUUAGACUAUGUGUGGUCUCUUAACACAUUCAUUGCCAACCAGGCAAAUAGACAUCCGCGCCUGGCCACAACAAUUUCGUCAUAUAAAGCUGUAGUGCCACGAUCCUGACUAUCGGGUCGUGCGGCCUGGGAACGAAAUCAUAAAAUACAAGAUAGUCGGGUUUCCGGCAUUGAAUGUGUUAAAAGUAUAUGAUUGCAGCAAUGAUAAUAUGUGCUGCUGCAGUACUAAGUAUAAGAGGAAAUUCCUUUAUGGUUAUUAGUAUUACUUAUAUCAUCUAGUAUACAUAUAUCAUAUAUACAUUUGACGGAGUAAUUAAGGCCCAAUAGCGCCCAUCUGUUUUAGUUUAAAAAGAUGAAUGAUCUAUACAUUUAAAUACAGCCGUUAGGCAUCCAGUAAUUCCAGUAUAGUAUUUAUUUUAUAUCACAGAUUUGUUAUACCUACGUUUCGGAUCAUGCGUUUAAACUUAAAAUAAUUUUAGAUUUUUAUCAAAAUCUUAUUAUACAGUUAAUUUUUUUGAAUUCAUUGUCUAAAUAUCUGUUAAAUAAAUAAAAUGUCUAUUGAUAUCAUAGUCGGUACAUUUUAAAAAUCUAGAAGCAGUCUAAAGUAAUUCGUUCCAUUAGAUCUCUUGAAAUGUUGCUUAGCCUAGUUGAUGUGAUUGUAGGACUUAGGUCGAUAGUGAAUACACGGACUUAAAGCCACUUAAUAUUGAACCUAGUGUAAUGUAUUUAUUGGUGUUAUUUUCGCUUCUCUUGUAACUCGUAAGAUAAGUAUAAUCGUUGAAAUCAUAAAUGCUGUAACUAAAUUUUUUAUUUUUUUAUACCAGUCCGUUCUCAAGGGUACAAAAAAAGUAGUCGAAGGAACUUUAAAAAGCUUAAAGUUGUGUGAAAUGUUUUGGCUGCAAAUUUGAUGGUUUCGUCACCGUGAAGUUUCCAAAACUGCGAAAUUUUCGUGGAAAAAAAUCGAAUACUUCUCAUGUUUUUGUGGAACAAUCGAAUAUUUCCAUUAUAAAAAUGAAAGUUGCCUUUAAGUAUGUCCUGUGAAAUUUCCGGGAACUUUUGAAACUUUCCGCAACUUGCACACCUGUAGUGCCAUUUACUUCAGCUGUGAAAAGGCCACAAUAUUUGACAUUACUUCAAGCAUCUUAGUACAUUCUUUUGCCUAUGUUCCAAAUAACAUUUUUGUACUUAUUGUGUACAUGUUUUUUUUAAUUGCAAUUUAGGAAAUAAAUGUGUGAAUUAAUAAUUUUGUAUUCUUGCUCCCUUGUACUUAAUCUGAUGUAUUGGUGUGCUCUCUCUAAGGUAGUUCGAGUCAUUCCAGUAAGGCAAUAGUUCACAUAUUGAUGAUCACAGUUAAUAAAUGUUUUAUGUAGUAUGCAAGAA
Cydia fagiglandana is the source of this 4430-nucleotide messenger RNA. Its product is annotated as V-type proton ATPase 116 kDa subunit a 1-like. Bases 178 to 2742 code for a protein of 854 amino acids. Gene Ontology annotation, molecular function: proton-transporting ATPase activity, rotational mechanism; ATPase binding. The transcript is spliced from 19 exons. Gene Ontology annotation, cellular component: vacuolar proton-transporting V-type ATPase complex; plasma membrane; vacuolar proton-transporting V-type ATPase, V0 domain. The record is from RefSeq and is a predicted model, not a curated record. Gene Ontology annotation, biological process: vacuolar acidification; proton transmembrane transport. NCBI's taxonomy places the organism in Eukaryota, Metazoa, Arthropoda, Insecta, Lepidoptera, Tortricidae.